AUGGCAGGGGUUGUUAAAGACCAAAUCAAUGUCGUUGUUGGGGCCCCAACAGAAAACACUUUUGGCCCCAAAGAAUCGAUUCCAGGAUAUAGUGAUCUUACGUGGGGGACCGACCUUACUCAUCUACACCCGUAUGUCUCAAGUUCUGAUAAGGCCUCAUCUAUCAUCCAUCCUAUGAUGAAAGUGGCCCAUCAAAUUCUUGAUUCGCUCAUCGCCCCUAGAGAAGAGCGAAGCACCAUUAGCGCUCUUGAGCUCAAAAUACUCUAUGCUAUGACCCAACCGAACAAUAAUUUCAUUCCUCACUAUGGCUCAUUCCUUUGUAACAAAUUCACCCGCCUCAGCACAUCCUGGUCCGACAAAAUAUCUAGUGGUGGCAUUGUCAGUUUAUUUGCCAACAGAGCUUCAGUCAGGGCCCCAUAUCCCAAAAUUCACCAACCUUUUCCUGGUGAGACCUACCUUACCACGGGAGUUCUUAAGUCUAUGAGAAUGCUUCGGGCAGAGGAUGGGAACCAUAAUUGGACCAUGGGUCAAAACCACGAUCCAAGGCUCAUCAUCACCCCUGAGAACUGGGACAUCCUUUCCCUCAGGCGUCCUAACUACUUCACCGAUUGGAAAAUCACGCCAUAUCUCUUCCCCGACUCCUUCUUCGAAGAGGAAGAUGGAGAAAGUGAUGAGAGUGGCGGGGCGGCACCACAAAAUUCUCCUCCAAUGGGUGGUGCCAACUCAUCCCAUCAUGUUGGACACCCAUCAUAUCACCAAUAA
Lactuca saligna is the source of this 762-nucleotide messenger RNA. NCBI's taxonomy places the organism in Eukaryota, Viridiplantae, Streptophyta, Magnoliopsida, Asterales, Asteraceae. The record is from the annotation of a GenBank genome assembly.